Stegodyphus dumicola is the source of this 3097-nucleotide messenger RNA. RefSeq lists its product as uncharacterized. The record is from RefSeq and is a predicted model, not a curated record. Gene Ontology annotation, molecular function: lipid binding. NCBI's taxonomy places the organism in Eukaryota, Metazoa, Arthropoda, Arachnida, Araneae, Eresidae.
UUGUAGAUUAUAAGUUAAAUGUAGGUAACUUUAUUUCAUUUACCAAUUAAUUAACAAUAAAAAAUGGUUAAUUUAAAAACUAUGCUUUACAUAUACAUUUUCAAAGUUGUGAAAAUGUCAUUGAUUCGUUGACUACUGACAAGUUCUGCUGUAGGGUGAAGUCUAUGGAUUUACAGAGAAAUUGUAGCAUGUGCCAUAUAGUCUGCCUUGUCACAUUUUCUUUCUCUUAUGGGAUAGGCUGUCAGUUUUUGAAUAGCUGAUUAUCACUUCACUGCAGUUUAUAUAGUGGUACAUUGUCUUUUGGUAUGAUCCAGUGGAGAAUGCCUCAGAUUUUUUUCAUUAUAUUCUGUGCUUAUAUAUUUGAUUUAUUUUGAUUCCAAACAUAUAGUCUUCUGUAUUCUGUAAUUUAUCAAAUGUUUCUAUAACUGUUUUAUUGUAUCAAUGAAUAUGUUAGUUUCAUGAAGUUUUAGAAUAACGUUCCUUGACCAUUGUGGAAAUCUCAAUGUUGAUGGUGCUUUACACUUAGUUGAUCAUCAGUAGAAAAGUUUGCAUGAUUAAUUAAAAUUAUUACAAGAUGCAAGCUUUAAUAAUUUAAAUUAUCCUUAAAAUGAAUUACAUUCAUAUUUAUAACAUGCAUUAUUCAAAAGAAAAUUUUUUUUACAGCUUAAUGUUCAAAUUUUUUUCUUUCUUUUUUCAGUCUCUUUUUCCUUUUAUUGUGAAUGUCAGCAGAUGGAAAGAAUGGGAUCCUUUAUAUUGUUCCAAGACUCUCCAUGUAAAAUCCUUCCAAUGUCAAAACAUGUCCAAAGAUCGGUACAUGAUAGCAGAUGAAGUGGUAGAGACAGACAGCCAUGGUCAGUCUUCUGUUAUGUAUAGGUUUCAGAGUGCAGAAUGGGAGAACAUAAGUUGGGUUUUAUUUUGGAAUGUUGAGAAACUUGAAUUUAUGUUUUUCUUAAUGCAGCCUGCCAUUUGUAAAAAUGAAAAUGUUUGUUUGCUUACUCAUAUUGUUGGAUUGAAAGAAUUUCAAAACCUUUCUGCUACAUUAAUUGUUGAAAGAAUGAGAAAUAUCAGAGAUAUGAUCACUUUAAGUCAAAUAAACAUACUGGAAAUUAAAGCUUCAUCAAAUCUUUCUACAACUAUAAAUGAAGCAUCUUCUAGUAGUUUAAAAAACCUUCAGAACUAUAACCAAGAAUUAUCAUCUGAUGCAGUUUUGGAGUCAGAAUCUAAUGAUAACAAUUCUUGUAGAGUAUUUAUGCUAGUACCAAUACUAAGUCAUACAGGAUUUAAAACUCUAGAAGGUUUUUAUUUAAUGGCUAAAAGUGUUCAACCAAGGUUUUCAAGAAGGCAUAGAGCAAAGGAAAGUACAUCCAAGUAUGACAAACAGCCUAAAACUAGAUUAAGAAGAGCAGCAUCUGAUCUUGUCUUGAAGCCAAAAACUUAUGCUACAGAUUUAAACAGAAACUCUGUAUUUUAUGUUGAUAUUAAAGAUGAUAAAAUAGGUUUAAAUGAAGAAUUAACAAAAUCUGAUAAUCAUGAGAAAUGUACAGAUACUUACAGAGAAGCUUCAAAACUAGAGAAAGCUAGUAAAAUUGAUGACGUUAAAAAUAUUGGUCCAAGAGAUUCCUUGAGAAGUUUUUCAGAAUCUGCUCUUUCUAACAUUAAUAGCAACAGAGAAUUAAUAUCUUUAAGUGAUUCGCAAGAACAUAUCAGUAGUCCCCAGUAUGAUACAGACCUGAAUGAAGCAUUUAAUGUAAUGACUGAAAGCAUCGAAGAAGAAGACAGUUCACUGAUAGAUGAAGAAACUCAGAAUGACAUUUAUUGUUCAUCUGUUUUAGGUUUUGAAAUAUUGGAUUACAAUCGCAUUUCAAGUUUCAAAAUUGUUGAUUUUGUCACUCAGGGCAAUUACGGAGCAUCAGAAUUACAAGCUGAGGUGUUAUUAGCAUCUCAGAUGUAUGCAAGUUGGAAUAAAGGAACUAUAAUAAAUGCUAAUGGCUGGUUUCAUUAUUCCACUCAUAAAGGAAUACCUGUGCUUUCAAAAACAACUUCUAGUCAGUGUUUGAAGAUUUCAAGUUUCAUGUGCCAGCUAAUUAUACCAGUCAAGCCUAAGGAUGUUUGGAAAUUUGUGAAAAAUCCUAGGUUCCGUUUUAUUUGUGAUAAAACUGUGAAGUCUGUAGACAUCAUUGAAAAAAUAUCAGAUUCUCAGAAAUUAAUUCAUACUUACCAUGAAACAAGUGGCAUUAUAUGGAAGGAAGCUGUGGAUUUAUGUCUCUUACAAACAGAGAGAGAAGAGCCAAAUCGUUAUUAUUCUGCUUUUCAUUCCAUUGAGUAUGAUAAAUGUCCUUUUAUGAAUUCAGUUACCCGAGCCAGUUUAAUGCCAAGUGGCUGGGUUGUAGAAGAAGAUGAAAAGGAUCCUAAAAGAAGUAAAGUUACUUAUCUAAUGCAGGCUGUGAACAUCAGUUCUGGUAGCUUAUUUAUUCAGGAAUUAAGUACAUUAGUUCCAGAAUCACUUUCAAACUUAAAAAAUUACACUACCUCACAACCAGUGUGAUAUUUUAUAUGCAAAUUAAAACAAGGGCUACAAAAUCGUCUGACAGAAGCAAAAAAUGUGGCCUGAAAUUUGGGGUGUGUCAAACUGAUAUGUAUCAAGAGUUAUGGAAUUCAUAUAGACUGUAUGUAUAUACUUAUUUGUAGCAGUGGAAGAUCUGCAGUAAGAGUGAAGUAAAAUUAUAAAAAUUUUUAAGGUUAGGACUAGAAGUUUGAAAAAUCAAAGUUCAAGAGUUUCUCUUUUCCUUUUCUACAAUCCAAAGUUCCUGAGAAUGAAUAGCUUACUAUAUUAAGCUCAAAUCUAUCAUGUACAAUGAGUGUUAUUAUACUUUUAUUUUGCUGCUUAUUUCAGAAGUGAAACAAUCAUUUUUUAAGAAACAUGAACUAUUUUGUAUACUUUUUUUGAUACCAGUGAAGCUUUUUUAUUCAUUUGAAUGUUUUGUAUUGUAAAGACUUGUAUACAGUAUUUUAUUGUACUUGAGAACAAUUUUUCACAAAUGCCCAACUGUAAAUAACAAUGUAAUGGAAAAUUAAAAGUUUCAGUUUUCUUUUUCUA